UUGGUAAACAUUUCGCCGGUUGAUAAGUUUAGUUUAUUCAGUUUAUUUCGUCCUUUAUUGGACUUAUUUUCUGCAAAAAUUGCCCUGCUUUGCUUUGCUGUUUAAUCGCAAUGAAGGAAAGAUUGUUUCAAAAGUGCUGUCGCUUGUGUUUGGAUGAUAAAAAGCAGCAGUUAGAAAUACGAUCAGUAGAGCGACUGGAUGAAGCGCUUCUGGAUCUUUACGAUUUAAAGAUUUCCAGUAAAGAUCGUUGCAGUCAGAACAUUUGCGUAGAGUGUUACGAGGAUGUAAGUGAAUCACAGAAAUGGCUGGAACAGCUAGAAAAGCAAAAGCGGCUUAUUCUUGCCAAUCAAGCACGGUUCCGAGAGGAAUUGCUAGAUCAAUUAGGACCGGAACAAGCUAUUCUCAGCGGUGCAUCACAGGCAAACCCUGUCGACAGUACACCUCCAGUUUCCGGCACUCGCGUCACUAGAAGAUCUGCUCGGAAGUCGCCGAAGAAUGAUUCUCCCAAGCCGAAACCGGUGUCGAUCAAAAAAGAGCCCAUAGUGACCAGGAACAGCAAGCGAAAGCUCGAUUGGGAACCGCCACAGUCGGAACAGGAAUCCGAAACAACCACAGAGGCCACCUCCAAUGAAGUGGACGAAGAGGAAGAGAUAGGUUCGGAAACAACCACUACUACUUCCGCUGAUACGGAUAUGAAGUGUCACAAAUGUGAAGCCCAUUUUGAAGAUCUUGCAUCAAUGCAAAAUCAUACCUGUGAAUAUAUCUGCAGUAUCUGUAGCAAGCUGUUUAGUUCAAAAUGGAAUUUGAGACGGCACUUGGUCGAUGUACACAAAAUUUGUCGAACACAGUGGAUGAGCUACUGGAACCCGAAAGCGUACGGUAAGAAUGCGCAGAGCCUACUGGUGGAAACGUCAAGACCGAAAAAGAGAUAUCGGUAUGAAAGCGAUUCUCCAACGGACAUUGAAGACUCAAGUAACGAUCAAGCACCUAGGACGGAUGUCGAAAUUAUUUGCAACUACUGCGGCGUUAAGUUCGAUUCUCAACAGGAAUUGAAAGAUCACGAUUGUGAAAUACGAUGCAACAUCUGUGGAAUGACAUUUGCCAAGCGCAACUAUGUUAAAAACCAUAAGAUUCGUGUCCAUCAUAUAGAUCCAACAGAUCCGUCUCUCAGUGCUUCAAAGUCCAGACCGGUUUCGAGAGCGGCAUCACGUCCUCCGUCUAGAGCUGCCACUGUUUCUGCUGAUGCGGAAAAUCACUCUGACGAUGAACCUUUGUCGACAUUGGCUAAUAAAGCGGACGAAACAUUUAACGAGAUGGAGAAAACGCCCGGAAAACAGAAGUAUAGAUACUUCUGUACAGUGUGUGAUUAUAGCAAUAUGAAACGCUAUCGACUUACCGCUCAUUUGAUUGAAAAACAUAACUUUGCUAAAGAAUCAAUCGAUGCAGAUGCGAUUCCGAAAGAGGCAGUACGCGAUGGGUCGAAAACUCCGGAUCGAUCAAAAACACCCCAACCUAGAUACUCUGGGGCCAAAACACCGCUUGGGCUCAGAACACCAACUGGCGCCAGAACGCCGUUUGAAGCCAAAUCCGCCGAACAACAGAAUAAUUCAUCAGUACCAAAGACCCCCGAUCUGCUGACGACUUUAAGUGAUUCAAAUGUUCAUAGAGCGCGCUCUAAAUCGACUUACAUGGACUAUGAUAUAGAUAAGAAACGAAAGCGAUCGUACUCAUCUUGUUCCAACAAAUUGUCUCGCUCUGUUCGCUCUACCUCAAAUCCACCACCAAGUGACCGACGUACUGUAAUCGCCAAGCGACGGGUUUCCACAGCGGAGAGGCAACAGAAAAUUCAUCCGAAAUUUAAGCCGCUUUUGCUCGGUAUCGAUAUGAAUCGCUUGCAUUUAACCAUCCACAUGGGUUGCGAAACAUAUCCGCCUCACCAGCAAAUUCGCAUGCGUGCUUCUUCACAUUACUCGCAGGAUCCGAGUUCCACGAAGCGACUUUUCCGUCUGAAAUCUCCUGUUGGAGCCGAACGCCAGGGGGUUCUGCAGCUUCGUAAUAUAUUUAAUCGCAUGUCUCAACGUGUCAGUGGCGAAUCUAAAGUCGCCGGGACUAUUUCCGAUACACCAGAGCAGAAUCCAACUCUUGCACCACUUGUGCUUAGCUGCCCAGAGGGGGAAGUCUACGAGGUACGGGAUGUUGAUACCCAAGAUGUGACCACAGUUUAUCAAUCGGGGAGCGAAAUCGUUCAUGUAGCGGGCGGCACCGCUCAGGUCGAUCAGGAUACAUCAAGUCACUCUAAGAAAAAGAAAAAGAAAAAUAAGAAGGAAAAGCGACGAAAAACCGAUGAUGAUGCGGAUCAGCAAAGGUCUGGCUCACAAAGUGGUGAAACGGAUCUGUUGGCUGUCCAAAUUAAAUCGGAGAAAAUAGACACAAAUGUACAAGAGGAAAUGGGCGCAGAAACAGAUCCAGUUGAAUCCGCCGGUUCCAAUGUUUCGCCCAAACAGUCAGGAGCAUCUUCUGAACAAAAUAUUCAAAGAAACAUACAUGAUACGCCAGAUGUCGCCUCUUCGGAAAUACAGGAACAGGAAAAUCAAGCCAUGGAAGAGCCUGAAACAAUUCCAUUGGAGGAACAAGAGAAAGAGGACGAAAACGUAAUGCAGAAGGGAACAGAAACCGAGAACGACCCAACGGAAGCCAUGGAAAUAUCAGAUGAUGCAAUUGUGUCAGUUUCCGCUGAGGGAUCACAGAACAGGGACAUAACUCACGUAGCUUCCGCUGCCGAUACUGACGAUAACGUUGGUCAGACGGAUCUGCCAGCGCAGGACACCGAAGCAACUAACGAAGAUGCAGUAGCAUCGGAAAAUGUUGACGGGACCCAGCACACGUCGGGAGAAGUUUCGCCAGAUUCGACCAGUGAAAAGCAGGACGGAAUGGUGGGUAGCACUCCGUCGCCGAUGGAAGUUGACGAACCGGUUGAGGGUUCAGAUUCAGCUGACGAUGACGGCAGCCGGAAUAAUGAUGCAGAUGUGGAAGAAGGAGAGUCAAAUAGUCUCAUUACUUCCGAUUGAAGACGGAAGCAAAGCGCAAAGAGUUUACCUGUACUACAUUUCCCGGAUGUUGUUUGAGCCAUCUAAUUGUUAUUUUUAAGAAAUUUUAGUCAGCAUCCAGAUACAUACAAGCAAACAAACGUUGACACAAAAUUGUUCAUCUUAAAAUUUAACUAAUAAAGAAUUCAU
Molecule: messenger RNA, 3236 nt
Organism: Sabethes cyaneus
Lineage: Eukaryota; Metazoa; Arthropoda; Insecta; Diptera; Culicidae
Exons: 3
Coding region: 111-3068 (985 amino acids)
Cellular component (GO): nucleus
Molecular function (GO): zinc ion binding
Source: RefSeq, a predicted model, not a curated record